GUUUGUCCCUUUCACCACCCACCUUUAUGCCAGUGUAGUGUAGGUCACCAAUUCACACAUACUACUAGUCUACUAAGACUACUAUACUACUCGGUAAUUAUACACGCACACACGCGAGUGUAUCAAUUAGUACGGAGGCAUGAGUGGCAGCGAAGCGGAAGGGAGCUCGGGGCACUCGGCCGGUGGCGGCGAUUCGUUGCCGGGGAAGGAGAAGAAGAAGGAGAAGGCAAGGGUGAGCAAGACGUCGCUGAUACUCUGGCACGCCCACCAGAACGACGCCGUGGCGGUGCGGAAGCUCCUGGAGGAGGAUCCGUCGCUUGUCCACGCCAGGGACUACGACAACCGGACCCCGCUCCACGUGGCCUCGCUCCACGGCUGGAUCGAUGUCGCCAAGUGUUUGAUCCAGCACGGAGCUGAUGUCAACGCCCAAGAUCGCUGGAAGAACACGCCUCUAGCUGACGCGGAAGGAGCUAAAAAGCAUGCCAUGAUUGAGUUGUUAAAGUCAUAUGGUGGUCUGUCCUAUGGCCAAAAUGGCAGCCAUUUUGAACCGAAGCCUGUUCCACCUCCUCUACCCAAUAAGUGUGAUUGGGAGAUUGAUCCUUCUGAGCUGGACUUCUCAACUUCGAAUAUUAUCGGAAAGGGAUCCUUUGGUGAGAUUUUAAAAGCAUGCUGGCGUGGAACACCUGUGGCUGUCAAGCGCAUUCUACCAAAUCUUUCAGAUGAUAGAUUGGUGAUUCAGGACUUCAGGCAUGAGGUGAAUUUGCUUGUGAAGCUUCGCCACCCAAAUAUAGUCCAAUUCCUAGGAGCUGUAACAGAAAGGAAGCCCCUAAUGUUAAUUACUGAGUACUUGCGCGGGGGUGACCUUCACCAGUGUCUGAAGGAAAAGGGUGCUCUUAGUCCAUCAACUGCGAUCAACUUUGCUUUAGACAUUGCCAGAGGCAUGGCUUAUCUUCACAAUGAGCCAAAUGUUGUAAUACACAGAGACCUAAAGCCAAGGAAUGUCCUUUUAGUCAACUCCAGCGCAGACCAUUUAAAAGUUGGGGACUUUGGUCUAAGCAAGCUCAUCAGGGUUCAAAAUUCUCAUGAUGUUUACAAAAUGACAGGAGAGACUGGAAGCUAUCGGUAUAUGGCUCCUGAAGUUUUCAAGCACCGGAAGUAUGAUAAGAAGGUUGAUGUUUUCUCUUUCGCAAUGAUACUAUAUGAGAUGCUUGAAGGUGAUCCACCGAUGUCUCACUAUGAACCUUAUGAAGCAGCCAAAUAUGUGGCAGAAGGACACAGGCCUAUAUUCAGAGCCAAGGGUUACACUCCUCAAUUGAAAGAGUUAACGGAAGAGUGCUGGGCUGCAGACAUGAACCUGAGACCCUCUUUCUUGGAAAUUCUCAAGAGGCUUGAGAAAAUUAAAGAAUCUAUAUCAUCAGACCACCAUUGGCACAUCUUUACCACAUGACAGAGUAAAGCCAAACAUGGCCCAAGACUGGUAUGAAAGUUUGAGAUUCCAAUCUCCCCAUUUCUGAUUGGCCAGGUGGGGUUGUGAAUAGAUUCAACUGGGUGGGUACGCAAGAGUGUAGCCGCCACGCUUGUAUUUUUGGCUUAUUCUUACUAUACAGGCCCGUCCUAAUCUAUAGUCGAUUGGGAUUUACUGUAAUAUUUCCGAUGCCUUGUCAAGGGCUGUAGUCCGAAUUACAAUUAACUAGAUUUCCUCAUUUUUCUUGUAAGUGGUAAUGAUUCGGAGUGAUUGCUUAUGAACUUGAUAAGCAAUGUUUUGACUGUUCCCUAUUUUGUUGUUUCUCUGCAAUUUUCUCUGCAGUAUAGAUAGCGAGAACAUCAUUUAAGGGCCUUUGAUUGUCUUUUUUUUUUGUUCUACCUCUUAUAAAAGCUGAAACUGGUGGUUCCAUAAUAUACUAAAUUCUGAGGGAUUUCAGGAUUU
Rhododendron vialii is the source of this 1927-nucleotide messenger RNA. RefSeq names its product serine/threonine-protein kinase VIK-like. Lineage: Eukaryota; Viridiplantae; Streptophyta; Magnoliopsida; Ericales; Ericaceae. The record is from RefSeq and is a predicted model, not a curated record. Bases 140 to 1447 code for a protein of 435 amino acids. Gene Ontology annotation, molecular function: protein binding; ATP binding; protein kinase activity. The transcript is spliced from 11 exons. Gene Ontology annotation, biological process: protein phosphorylation.